GCUUCGAUCAGUGAGGAAAGAUGCAUUUGGUGGGAGAUUGAACGACAAAAAUACAAUCUAUAAAGUCAACUGAAAGAUGAGAUUGUCUACUGUCUUGCCUGUGCUGCUGUGUGUUUUGACACUAGUACAGAACAUAAAUGGACAGCGACUUCAUUCAACUCCUGCAUCUAAAUUAAUAACAAAUGUUACUCUUUGUCCCUUAAUGCUACCCACACCGAGUAUAACUGAUACAUAUUUUGGGAAGAAAGCUGUGUUUACUGCGUUUGUAGAAGCAAAACUGGAUCCUCCGCUAGAAGCUCGAUGGCAGAGAAUUAAGAAUGGUGGUAAUGAAGAUAUUAAUAGAUAUGAUGUAAAAUAUGAGGAGACUCAACAUCUUCCUUCUCCAAAACUUGUCAUCAAUAACGUCACUUUUGAUGACGUUGGAUAUUAUCAACUGCAAGUCAGAAUUUCUGGAGGCUGGUGUAAUAGUAGUAGAGUUCGCCUACGUAAAGUAUGGGGAAUUUUACAGUAUAAUGUGAAAUGUAAUUUUGAUGGCGAAUGUGAUGAAAGAAGAAAGAAUUUACAGUGUUCAAACAGUAAAUGCCUGUGUCAGUCUUCCUAUUAUCACCAGCAUCAGCUGUGUUUUCCUGAGUCCAACCUCAGAGCCGUCUUUUUACACUCCAACAUUACAACAUCUGAGAUAAAUGUGAAGUGGAGACAUCCAACCACGGACUCUGACCUGAUACAGUCCUACACAGUCACUAUUAGAGAUUAUGACGGAUCCACCAGAGUCAGCAUCUCUGUUGGAAGACAAACCAGCUACAGUUCUAAAUCCAGCUUUGACCCUGGUCAUUUGUACUACUUCAAAGUAACAUCUACUAUACAACUAACUGACCCAGAGGAAACUACUUACGUUAGUAUAGAAAAACCGCUCGUUGUAGAACCACUCCCUCCUGGUGCUAUAGAUAGAAACACCAGUAACUUCCAUCCUGAAAAACUUCAUCUGAAAUGGACAGCCCCAGAAAACAGAACACGUGUCGAUCGAUACCGAAUAAACAUUGGUGGAUACAACUACUACUCAAGUUCAACUGAAACACCCAUUUCACGAAGAUUGGAACCUGGUAGAAAUUAUACGGUUACAAUUGUAGCAGAAAGCUGGCACAGAUAUUCCUAUAGAAGAAGUAGCAAGCCAUACGUGGAGGAAAUCAAAACACUGCGUACUCCAAAAGUCAUUAUUACCGGGGACAGUUACGUAUAUCCCCUAUAUCUGUCAACCCUGGAGAUUAAAGCUUCUCCACAAAAUUUUUCCGACUUUCCGCCGACGUUAGAGACACGAUGGCAAAGGAAUGGCGUAGACAUCAACAUAACAGACGUGAGAUAUAACGGCAGUUCUCUCGAUCUGUUCAAUCCUAAACUGGUCAUCAAUAGAGUGGAUUUUGAUCAUGAAUAUAGAACAUGGUAUCGAUGUACUGCGCGGAACUCAGAAGGAUUGGGAACAAGCACAUUUGAGACAUGGGUGUAUGUGAAAGGGAGUAUUAAAUUUCUUGAGCCGUGCAAUAAGACCAGGGAAUGCCUUGAAAAUAUCCGUUUGACCUGCCGUAACAACAAAUGUCUGUGUGAUUCCUCGUCUUACCACAGAAACAAAGUCUGUUAUAGCAGAAAUUAUCUACAACCACAAUCAGUUAAUGUUCAAAGUUCUACAUGUGACAUGACGAUCACAUGGCAGCCUCCCUCUAAGGACCAGGAUCUGGUGUCAGGGUACCAAGUCAUUACGUCAGAGAUGGUUUCUGUUGGAAAUAAGACGGAGUACACGACACCUUGUAAACUUCAACCUGGACGGCUAUAUAUAGUUUACAUUCGAUCUAAAAUUCAAUUAAGUGAUCCUAAACAGGAAAUAAGUGUGGAUUCCGAUUCCUCCUCUACAAUUCUAGAGCCACUGAGACCUGGACCAAUCUUACGACGUUUGAGUAAUUUUUCCGCUGACAAUCUGUAUUUGAGAUGGGAGGCAUCUGGACAGAAUAGCUUUGUUAGCCGCUACAGAGUCACGAUAGGGGAUCGUAGUCAGCAAACCAUAGCCAGUGUUCCGGAGAUCUACUGGAAAGAACUUCUGCUGCCCGUCACUCUGUAUAACGUCACCAUUACAGCUAUCAGUUACGGAUAUAUAACUAAUUAUCCUUCUUACGGAUCAAGGGAGAGUCUUCCGUCUACAUACUGGAUAGAAACAAAGGAAAGUCAGUACACUGGAAAGGCGUAUAUGUCUUAUGGAGGAAAGGAUGGGGUUUUACAAGGAGAUGACGUCACGAGUGGGCUCCUUAGAUCCCCCACAACAGUUUACAUCGGAGAUGGAUCUGAUGGAGGAUUCAAUUCGGUUGUUAUUGGUUCUAAUGGCGUUUUUGGACUUGGGGAAACGUUCAACAGCAUCACAGUACAUGAAAUGGAUUCUAUCAAACUCAAAGAAAAGCGGAUCAUUUGUCCUUUUUGGACGGAUCUGUCAUCAGGCGACACUGGAAAAGUGUACUAUAACACUUAUAGAAGAGGAAUAGAGGGAGAUAGUGAAGACUCGGUGUUCAUGGAGAAAGCGGACAGUAUUGUUAAGAAACAUUUCAGGGAUCUGAGAGGUUUCAAAGCAACAUGGCUCGUGAAAGUUACGUGGGAAAACAUGACUCUGUAUGGAAACAAAAAACAGAAAGUCACAUUCCAAUGUUUCCUCAUCACGGAUGGAGAAAAUACCUUUACAGUCAUUAACUACAUAGAUGUCGAUUUGAAACCAAUACGCAAUCGUAAAAUUUCCAUAGGAUAUCGUUACAAACAAUUUGUCGCUAAGAACUCCUUCACGAACCAGAAAGGAGCAUUUAGAAUGAGUGUAGUUCCUGGAAAUAGAGGGGAACGUGGUUUCUGGAUUUACAAAAUGACAGAGGGAGUGCAGUCGAAGAGAGAUGAAAAAGAAUGUUUGUUAUGGUACUCUUUUAAUAUAGAAAAUCAAAUACACAAGACAUUUUCACACAUCUUUAAUGACAUUGAAUGUCCAUGUGAUCCCCGUCUACUGAGGUUUGAUCCACGUUACACCAUCAACAGAUUUGACCGUGUGAACAGAGUGUUGUGUUAUGCUUCAAUGACCCUAGGAACAAAUGUGGAAUGUUGCUUCAAGAUGUACGCCGAUACGGAACACUUAGGUCCCUUACAGCGUUAUAUACCGCUGGCGGGGACAGUCUUGCAGUAUAACCCGUUCUUUGAAAGAUAUCAAUACAAUAACUAUGACUCAAAGCCCAGGGAUCAAUGUUGUAGUACAGGUCACUGUGACUGGUAUUACAAAGUCCGCCCAAUUCCACGCUGUUAUUGGAGAUCACCUUUCCAACCUGGAAUUAAUUUCGGAGAUCCUCAUAUAACUACACUUGAUGGUCUGGACUACACAUUUAAUGGAUACGGAGAAUACACCAUGAUCAGGAUAAAUACCAGUGCAACAACCUUUGAACUCCAGGCUCGGACAGACUUGGCAACCACAGAAAAUGGAACUACCAUUAAUGCUACUAUAUUCAGUGCCUUUGCAGCGCAAGACCAAACGGGCUCUAAAGUACAGGUCGAAAUGUCACGAAACAAAACGGGAAUGAUAAUCCGAGUUAAUGGAGCGGACCUGACAACUAAAUUUAAAAAUACCAACUAUACAUUCCGAACACCGAACGUGUCAUUGCAGUGGGAAAACCAAACAAUAUCUGCAACAUUUCUCAAACCAUUCAUAACUAUGAAAAUCAGCCUUGGGAAACGAUUCCUGAUUUGCGAGACACUAGUCAACAAAAAAUACAAAGGUCUAGUGUUAGGUUUGAUGGGAAACUUUGACGGAAACAAAACGAACGAUUUCAUUCUCCCAAAUGGCACUAUCUUAACAGGAAAUGCAAGUAAAACUGAGAGGGACAUCUUUUACAAAUUUGGACAUCUUUGGUCUGUCAGUGAAAAGUCUACUAUAUUCCACUAUGAUGACGGAUUAACAUACAAGAAUUUUUCGCAUCCUGAGUUUGUGCCACUAUUCACUGAUGAAGUGGAUAAAAACCGCACUAAGGAAGCAAAAGAGAAAUGCGGUUCCAACCCUUCUAAAGCUUGUAUAUCAGAUUAUCUUGCAACAGGAGACAUUAAGUUGGCCGAAUCUUCUGGACUUAAAGAGCAGGAUUCAAAGUCAGAUGUUGCAGUCAUCGAAAAUGAAAGUCCUCAGAUAUCUGGAAAUACCACAGUAUAUGUUGUUGUCAAUAAAGAAGUGGAGAUUAGGUUCAAUGCUUCAGAUGAUGGUAAAGAAAACCCAGCGUAUAGAGUUUUAAAACAACCAGACAAUUUCAUUUUUGAUAAUGAAACAGGAAUAGCAAGAUGGACACCUAAAAAUGCGAGCCUUUCUGAAAUCAGUAUUAUUGCUGUUGACAACCAGGGUGCACAGUCCCCCUCCCUCGAUGUCGCCAUCAUAUUAUGUACUGGUUGUAGUGAUCGAGGGAAGUGUGAUAAGGUCAAUGUCAUCCCUACAGAUAAUGACCUAUUUCACACGGCAGCCUGCAGCUGUAACAAUGGAUAUUCUGGAGAUGAUUGUGAGUAUGAGAUAGAUGCCUGUAUACAGAGCCCCUGUCCUCUAGGUAGGAAUUGUACUGACCUGUCCCCCGAGGAAGAGGUCAAACUGGGCCGCGGAUACAAUUGUUCAGAAUGUCCCACUGGGUAUAAAGAUGUCGAAAAUAAAUGUCAAGAUAUUGAUGAGUGUAUAUCGACUGGAAGUAAUUCCUGUGAUGUUACCAAAGAAACUUGUGAAAACACAGACGGCGGUUACAUCUGCAACUGUUUAAAAGGAUACAGAAAACUGGAUGAUACUUGCAAUGAUAUAAAUGAGUGCAUAGAAGGAACCUCAGGAUGUCAACAAAUUUGUAAAAAUACUCCGGGGUCAUUCAAUUGUUUAUGUCACCAAGGAUUCAAUCUGAAUGAAGACAACUCUACUUGUAAUAAAACAGGUGACGAUCACUGUAGAGAUUUUGAUAAGGAAUGUGAGUAUGCUUGCAGCACUAUAGACAGAACCACCCAGUGUAUAUGUCCAUCUGGGUACCAGCUCACAAAUAAUGGGAUAAACUGCACAGAUAUUGAUGAAUGUUCACUGGAUACUUCUCCUUGUGAUCAGGAAUGUGACAACAUGAAAGGAUCUUUUAUAUGUAUUUGUCGUCCUGGUUAUAGUCUGAACGCUGAUAAAACUUCCUGUUCAGUCUGUGACCUACCAAACUAUGGUGAGAAUUGCAGCCAGGUAUGCGAAUGUGGUCCAGGUGUAAAAAGGUGCGACCCUGUUAGUGGAUGUAUCUGUCUCCCGGGAUGGACUGAGAAAAACUGCAGUGUGGACAUUGAUGAGUGUCAGCUAAACCCAAGUAUAUGUGGUAGCAAUAAACUAUGCCAUAACACCGAAGGUUCCUACAAGUGUGAUUGUUUACAAGGAUUCAAAUUAAUCGACGACAAGUGUGAAGAUAUUGAUGAGUGUAACGAUGCGUCACUGAAUGACUGUCCGGUGGACACUACACAGUGCAGGAACACGUUCGGUAACUAUAGCUGUGAAUGUAAGGAAGGAUAUCAAAAUAGAAACUCCGUCUGUGAAGAUAUUGAUGAAUGCGAGACUCCUACUCACGGAUGCUCCCAGAAAUGUGAAAACGCCAAUGGUGGAUAUAGCUGUUCUUGUGUCUUUGGAUUUACUGUAAAGGAUGAUAGAAAAACCUGUGAAAAGGUCCCAGAUCGAGAUUCUUGUUCCCUUUUUCCGGAAUUAAACUGUUCCUACGGUUGUAAACAACUAGCACAUGACGAUCACAAUGGAGUAUGUUUUUGUGAGACAGGAUACGAACUUGCAGAGGACGGCAAAACAUGCAAAGACAUUGACGAGUGUGGUAAAGUCAGUGACACUUGCGAACAGAAUUGUACAAAUAAAAAUGGAUCUUUUACCUGCGGCUGCGCCAUUGGUUACUCACUACAAAAUGACGGGAAAUCCUGCAAAGUGUGUAGUCAGUAUUUCUACGGUGAGAACUGUGAGGCACCCUGUAAAUGUGGACGAGGUGCCAGUGGUUGUCAUCAUGUGAAUGGUUGUGUCUGUAAGCCCGGAUGGACAGGUGAAACGUGUGAAGUGGAUAUCGACGAAUGUAAAAAGAAACCAUGUGCUGGGGAUCACCUGAUCUGUCUGAACACCCCAGGAUCAUUCCGGUGUCAAUGUAUUACAGGGUUCCAAAACGCCACUGGUGGAAUCUGCGAAGACAUCGAUGAAUGUCAGGAUCCUCUAGCUUGUCACCAGAAAUGUACAAACUUUGACGGAAAUUACACCUGCAGCUGUAAAGAUGGAUAUGAACUUAUAAAUACGAAGGAUUGUAAAGAUAUAGAUGAAUGUAAAACCGCCCAGUGUCACCAAUGUUCCAAUCGACCAGGGGGCUUCACAUGUUCAUGUUACGAAGGCUAUCGACUGAAUGCAACGACACAGGAUAAAUGUCAUAAUAUUGAUGAAUGCGUGGAAAAUAUUGACAACUGUUCAAAAGAUGCCCUCUGCACUGAUACUGUUGGAAGUUUUAAUUGUAGCUGUUUCAAGGGAUUUAAGGGCGAUGGAUACCACUGCGCAGCCUGUAAAGACUUUACCUUUGGGGAACAGUGUUCUGACAGAUGCACAUGUGUUGUAAACAACACCAAAGAAUGCGAUGCUGUAACCGGUGAAUGUCGAUGUAAGACCGGGUGGAGGGGGAAUAAUUGCUCGGAGGAUGUGGAUGAGUGCAAGAAGAACACAACCAAGUGUGACACUAACUUAUAUCAGACAUGCAUUAAUACACCAGGUUCCUCCCAUUGUGAAUGUCGUUAUGGCGGUCUAAACCUUUCUGACUGUAUUCGUCCAAAGUCGCCACGCAAACCAAAUAAAACAGACGUUAAAGUUCGGGCCGAAAUAAGAUUCGACUUUAACCUACCUAAGAAGGAAUUUCUACAAGACAGUGAAAAGUGGCGUGUAGAAUUCGAAAAUUCGCUGGAGAAAUUCUACAAAAAGAGUGUUAGAAAAUUUUCUGCGGUCGUUGUCCUGUCUAUUCGCUUUGGGAGUAUUAUUACUGAUGUAGAAAUUCAUGGAACCAAAACCGAUACGAACGAUCUAGAAAAAGAUGUGGCUAUCAGCGUAACGAAAAUGGUAACGGGAAAAGAAAACAUUACUGUUUCUGGUCACCACAUAAAUGUACAAGAAGUAGUACCAAAAUAUGACAAUGGAACAUUGGGGACCCCUGUAACAACUGAGUCCUCACCAUGUGCUUUGUUUGAAAGUCUUAAUGUUUGUAUAUCUGGGGGAAAAUGCCACUCUUCUGCGGGUACACCAAAAUGUAUAAAAGAGAAAUCCCAAUUGUCAGACCUGUCGACACUAAUUGUCGUCCUGGGAGUGAGCAUACCUUUAUUGAUAACAGUCAUCGUUCUGAUCAUUAUAUGCGGAUGCUACCAACAGAGGCCCAAGAGGAAAGAAAUAAAAAAGGAACUAGACAACACUGACAUUAGACGGAGAAUGGCUGGAGAGUUUAAGGGAAAGGACUCGCAUUCACAGCACAAUACGGAAUAUAACCAAAGAGAAUACAAAGAAUUGUGUGAUGUUUCCUUUCCAAAGAAAUCAGUAAAUGGGAAAAGGGAGGAAGGUUGUAGUAAUCCAAAUUACACAUGGGAUUCCCUCUACGAGAAACUUCAACAAAACGAACAGUUUCACAUCAAACGUCCAACUUUCAACACCAACACGACACACCAAUAUUGAUUGGGAAGAAGAACAAAAGUGGAGAUGUUUCAUAUUGAUCGACGAAAAAUGACAUUUUUAACAUUUGUGUGGUUUGCUUUUGUUGCUUUACUUUUAUAGAUACAUGCCUUGUUUAUCAAAUAUUUAAUCAAGAUACAUUUGUCAUUAGCAAAAAAACCUGAUCUGCAAAUAGAAAGGGGUGUUGUUCAACAUAUACCAUAGUGUUUGCUGAUAAAUUAUUUCAGUUACAUGUACUUGGCAAUUGAAAGCUAUGUCCGACGACGAAAAUUGCACGGGCUUAUACUAUGUAAGGUAAAUAUAAUAAAUUUAAGAAAUAGCCAAAACAUUUUGUUUAAUAUAUUAUUUACACAGACCCAGAAAUGUUUUUAGAAUCAUUAUUGUAACAUAUAUGUCACUAGUAGCUACAUUUUCCACUGAUUUAUCAAUAAAAUAUUCAUUAUUUUCCUUUCAUGUAUUAAAAUGUAACCUUAUUUAUACGACAAAGCACUGUGAUUUGUUUAUUAAACGUAGUUUGUUUUUAAAUCAAA
Messenger RNA from Ostrea edulis (European flat oyster), 8259 nucleotides. RefSeq lists its product as uncharacterized. The transcript has 47 exons. Bases 77 to 7732 code for a protein of 2551 amino acids. Gene Ontology annotation, biological process: cell-matrix adhesion. The record is from RefSeq and is a predicted model, not a curated record. Gene Ontology annotation, molecular function: protein binding; calcium ion binding. Lineage: Eukaryota; Metazoa; Mollusca; Bivalvia; Ostreida; Ostreidae.